AUGCAACCUACCAUGGCGAACCCCGUCGAGUCUACGCAAUCCGCGUCACUGGAAACAUCUACACCCGCCUCUCCUGCACCGUCGCAAUCCGUCCCAGAAAUGCAGACCCAGCAGCAGCAGCAGUCCUUACAACCGCAGUCCGCCGAACCCGCCACGAAACCCACCCCCGCGAAGCAGCCCAAACAACCUAAACAACAAGCCAAGCCUGAUGCCGGUGCCGCGGCCGACGGAGCCGACGCGAAGCUCACGCCCGCCGAGCUGAAAAAGAAAGCCAAGGCCGAGAAGGCGGCGCGUCGCGCUCGCGAGAAGGUCGAGCGAGAGGCUACCGGCGGCGGCGGAGGCGCUGCCCCUGCCGGACCGGGCACGCCGUCCAAGAAGGGCAGUGGUGCUGGGGGAGCUGGAGGAGCGGGCGCCGGAGCGAAGGAUGCGUCUGCUGGGGCGGGUGCGUCUCAGAAAGGGCAGCGACAUCGGAGAGGCUCUGCGCAUGGAGCUCCGGGGUCGUCUGGGGCGGAGGCGAAGAAGAAACAGGAGGAUAAGAAUGUGGCUGUAUUUGGACACCUGUAUGGGCAGCCUAGGAGGACGACUAUUGCGGGGGCUGGGAAGGAGGUGCACCCGGCCGUUUUGGCGCUUGGGUUGCAGAUGAGGGAUUAUGUGGUUUGUGGAAGCAGCGCUCGUUGUGUGGCUACGUUGUUGGCAUUUAAGAGGGUUAUCGAGGUUUACACGACCCCUCUGGGUACUUCGUUGCCUCGCCACUUGACCACCCACCUGUCUCAUCAGAUCACCUACCUUUCGACAUGUCGCCCGCUCUCGAUCAGUCAGGGCAAUGCCAUUCGGGCUCUCAAGCUGGCCAUCUCAUCCAUCGACCCAUCCAUGCCAGAGGCUAGCGCCAAGGCGUCGCUCAGCGAUUUCAUUGACAGCUUUAUUCGGGAGAAGAUCACCGUUGCCGACCAGGUGAUUGCGGGAAGCGCUGCGCAGAAGAUCCAGGAUGGCGAUGUGAUCGUCACGUUUGCGGGCAGCUCGAUUGUCAAGCAGACGCUUCUCACCGCGCACAAGCAGGGCAAGAAGUUCCGCGUAUCCAUCAUCGACUCUCGCCCCCUAUUCGAGGGCAAGAACCUGGCGCGCACGCUCGCCAACGCCGGUCUGGAAGUGCAGUAUUCGCUGGUGAACGGCAUCAGCCACGCGAUCAAGGAUGCUACUCGUGUUUUUCUCGGCGCUCACGCCAUGACCAGUAACGGACGGUUAUACUCGCGAGUCGGCACGGCGCUGGUCGCCAUGUCGGCCAAGGAGCGUGCCGGCGGCGUCGAAGUGCCUGUGAUCGUGUGCUGCGAGACCGUCAAGUUCACCGACCGCGUUGCGCUGGACAGCAUCGUCGUCAACGAGAUUGCUGAUGCCGACGAGCUGGUUCCCCACCCCCCUGCGCACCAAUUCACCGAUCUACCAGACCCUGCCGCCGAGGCCGCCGUACAAGCAGAAACCACGAAGAAGGGCAGCAAGGCGGCUGCUCCCAGUCCCGAGCCCGCCAACAUCCCUAAGAACAGUGAUUCCCCUCUGGCGAGCUGGAAAGACACCGCCAACCUGCAGCUGCUCAACAUCAUGUACGAUGUCACCCCCGCCGAGUACGUGGACAUGGUGGUUACGGAGAUGGGCAGCUUGCCGCCUAGUGCUGUGCCUAUUGUGCAUCGGAUGAGUACGAAUCUGUGA
Aspergillus affinis is the source of this 1701-nucleotide messenger RNA. Its product is annotated as translation initiation factor eIF2B subunit delta. The record is from RefSeq and is a predicted model, not a curated record. Bases 1 to 1701 code for a protein of 566 amino acids. The transcript has 2 exons. Lineage: Eukaryota; Fungi; Ascomycota; Eurotiomycetes; Eurotiales; Aspergillaceae.